AUGUGCGGCAUUUUCUUCACUAUAGCCAAAGCGCUUCCGAAGCACCAGCUCCCGUGCAAAGAGUAUGAGGCUGACGAGAUCAAGCUGCUCAUGGAGGAGCGUCUAAGUGCUCAGGCAACGCUUACUUCUGGAGACUUGGUGAAGGUGAAAAACGCCGACCGAAUAAGACACUUGCUAGCUGAACUUAGUCAGCUUAGCGUGAAGAACCACCGGAUACGAAGAGAGCUCAUUCAAAAUGAGAUCGAGGAGCUUUCUUCUGUUUCAGGCUUACCAGGGCGUCCUGGUUCAUCUGAAUCAGCUGGGCCCUCAUUGGACACUACCCUUAUAGAUAUCAUGGCAAGAGGACCAGACUACGCUCGUCUGGUCGAAUAUUCAGGGGACAAUUGGUCGCUUUGGGCUCUCGGAUCGGUGCUUUCGCUUCGACAGCCGUUUUCAAAGCAGCCAUUCAUGGAUGAACGGUACAUAUUUCAGUUCAAUGGUGAACUCUAUAAUGACGAUUGUUUAGAUGGGAACGAUGGAGAGUACGCCGUGGAACGUAUACGCAAGGCAAUUGAAGCCGCUGAAGACAUGGAGGAGGCUCUUGUUGACCUCUUGGGAAAGUUCGAUGGUGAAUUUGCUUUUGUCCUAGUUGACAAGCACAAGGGUAGGGCAUUUUUUGGGAAAGACCAUAUUGGUAAACGCUCGCUUCUUUAUUCCCUGGAUGAGGGAUUAACGGUGGCUUCUUUACUAGGUCAUAAGUCUACGGAAAUGCUACAUGAAUGUAAGCCUGGCCUUCUUUACAGCUACGAUAUCAAUAGCGAGAGCAUUUUCCAAAGGCCUUACAAGAAUGCUUUGCAUUUGUCUCCCAAAACUGGCUCCUCAUUUUGUUCCGGAUACAAGUUUACGGAGCAACUUGUCCAGCAGCUACAUGUGCAUUUACGGAAAGCUUGUGCCGUCAGGCAACAAACUGUACGUCCGCUACAUCCUCAUAAAGCAACAGUAGCUAUUCUUUUCAGCGGUGGCCUUGACUGUACUGUGCUAGCGGCGCUUAUAGGAGAGAAUUACACAGGUCAGGAUGCCGCUGUGACAAUUGAUCUUCUCACGGUCGGCUUUGAUAAUCCACGAACAGGAACGUCAGCGCUGGAGUCACCCGAUCGACAGCUUUCCGAGAGAUCGUGGUACGAGCUUUCCAAAAAAUUCUAUAGUACGAACGUUGCAUUUAGAUUGGUCCAGGUGGAUGUGCACUAUGCUGAUUGGCUUGCUCACCGUGGGAGAGUCUUGAGCUUGAUACAUCCCACUUCAACUGAAAUGGACCUUUCCAUCGCCAUUGCAUUUUAUUUUGCCAGCAAGCCCGAAAAGACGACAGGCUGGAAAAUGUCUGCUAAUUUCAAAGACGCUACGACGUGGUCAGACUUUCAAGCCUCCAAAGCGAACUAUGUAGAGCAGGAGGAAGAUUACACUUCCGCAACAGAAGUUCUCUUCUCUGGCUUGGGUGCUGAUGAACUCUAUGGUGGCUACUCGCGGCAUGAGAGCAUCUUCGACACAUUAGAGGAGGAUUCUGAUGAAGGCAUUAUACACGGUAUGUAUGAUGAGCUUUCUAAGUCUCUUCUUCACGACAUUACGAUAAUUUACGAGAGGAACCUCGGCAGAGAUGAUAGAGCCAUUUCCAGCUGGGGCAAGGAGCUACGCUAUCCCUACUUGGAUAACGACGUUGUGGAAUUUUCGACGAAUUGUAUUGAUCCACAUUACAAAGUGAAGUUCGACUGGACUACUGUGAAGACCAAAAAAGGAGAGAAGCGGACAAAGCUUUACUCACGAAAGUACAUAUUACGUGAGCUUGCUAGGUGUCUUGGAUUGGACAAGGCAGCCGACGAGGUCAAGAGGGCUAUCCAGUUUGGUGCUAAGUCAGCCAAGCUAGAAGUGGGAAACAGCAAGACAAAAGGAACUGAAACAGUGUCUUUUUAA
Messenger RNA from Candidozyma auris, 1944 nucleotides. Its product is annotated as putative asparagine synthase. Bases 1 to 1944 code for a protein of 647 amino acids. The transcript has a single exon. NCBI's taxonomy places the organism in Eukaryota, Fungi, Ascomycota, Pichiomycetes, Serinales, Metschnikowiaceae. The record is from RefSeq and is a predicted model, not a curated record. Gene Ontology annotation, molecular function: asparagine synthase (glutamine-hydrolyzing) activity.